CGUACUCUAGCACUAGCACUGCACUGCAAACACCCAAAACAGCCACUCCCGAUAUUUGCCUCUUUGUGAUCGGCCCUACCUCUUUCUUUCUCCUUCUUACUGUUUAAUUGCUGUGGCCCAAAACCAAUUAGUCUUGCUGGAUUAUAAUAGAGUGUGACUACAGUGAUAUGCUUACUAGACCAAAUACAUUUAUUGAUGACACGUUGCAUACAAGCACCAAAAGUAUGAUGACCAUCUUGCGAAAAUUUAAGACAUCGCUCUUCCUGGUGACAUUUGUAGGAGCCGUAACUAUCAUCGUCGGAAUUUUAUGUGGUUUGCAGACACGCCCAGUCCGCAAACGUGCCGAGUUUUCGCUGUCGGUAGAUGAUAAAACAGAGGAUGAUUUAUCCUCCAGUCACUUUUUGCCAGAACAGGAUGUGUCAAAAGGUACAUAUAUGGGGCAGCGACAGAGAAAUGCGUCACAUACCAGAACUGCAGGAAUACAUGGACAUUUUCAAAAAGAGCAAUCUACCUCUAGGAGCUACGGACCUCGAUUGUGUUUCUGAGGGGUACGACUGUGACAUCGUCCUCACCAUGGGUGGUAAUGUGGACUACCUUGAGGGAAAAGACGCGGUUGUCUUUGGAUUGGUUCCCACGGAGUUCCGCGGAGAAGGGACUGAACAAUUCAAGAAGUUGUUGGGAUUGCGACCGGCUCCAGGUCAGACGUGGAUAUAUUACAGCACAGAGCCGCCGCUACGUGUACUCAGGUGGACCAGAGACCUCGACCUUAUGCGCCUCAAGUAUCAUGUCCUUAUGACCUAUGAUUUGGAUUCAGAAAUAGUCGUUCCUUUUGGUUACUACCGGCCCUUUGAGACAACAGGUGUUAAUGCGAGCUCCAACCGGGCUUUGGAGACAGCCCAUCUCCAAGAUCCACUCUCGGGAAAGGAAGGCAUGAUAGCGUGGAUGGCCAGCAACUGCAAAGCGUUCUGGCCACGUACGGAAUUCAUCAGUCAAAUGAGGGAUGUGCUCCCACUCGAUGACUAUGGUAGAUGUGGUCGGAAAGAGUGCCUCCCAAUACGAUCCGAUGAAUGCAACAAACUUAUGGCACGCUAUAAAUUCUACUUCGCCAUUCCCAAUUCUGAGUGUAAAGACUACAUCACGGAAAAGUUCUGGCUCCAGUCGCUGUCCUACGGCACGGUGCCGGUCGUAGUUGGCUCGCGGAAGGAAUCUUACCAGGCGGUGGCACCUCCGAACUCCUACAUUCAUUUCAGCGACUUCAAAUCCAUCGAUGAAUUAGUGGACUACCUAAAUCGCCUCGACAAAGACGACGAGGCCUAUCGCAGGUUCUACGACUGGCGAAGUCAAGGAGAAGUGGUGCUCACCUUCCCGACACGCCCUACAAUCUUCUGUAAAGCCCUACCCAUCUCCAUGAGAAACGAGAUGUGAAGCCGUACAAGUAUCUUGGCGAUUCACCCUGGUUCAAAGGUUGUAGGAUGACUCCAGACAGAAGAGUGUUUGAUCUGAGCAAACAAGAACAGGAGACUUUGUCUAAAUUUGAAAAUGGUCGGUAUGGCGAUGACUGAAAAUUGAAUGUUUGACUGUUAAGAUGAAAUGAUUAUAUCAUCGUUAUUAGAAUUAUAUCGUCACAAACUUACCCAUUUCCAUCGCGUCCUCUCAGACUCACGUAUAUAGCAGGAACGUCUCCAAUGUAGUCAGUGUCGUCAGUACCCCCAGACAACUACCCCUAGGACAACUACCCCCGGAUAACUUUCCAUAGGACAACUACCCACCUAUGAUAGUUGCCUGGGGGUAGUUGUCCUAGAGGAUGGUUGUCGUAGGGGGUAGUUUACGGGAGGUUAGUGGUCCGGGGAUAGUUGUCCCAGGGGGUAGUCGUCCUAGAGGGUGGUUGCCCUAGGGGGUAGUCGUCCUAGAGGGUGGUUGCCCUAGGGAGUAGUUGUCCUAGGGGGUAGUUGACUGGGGGUUGUUAUCCGCGGGGUGGAUGUCCAGGGUGUAGGUGUCCUAGAACCGUCCGCACGCAAUAUGUUAACUUGUUUAAAAGAAAACGUUAUUGUAACCCGUCACCGGGAUAACUGUUUGAAUUGUCUAGUCUUUGAUAAAAAGAUCUGUGCUCCAUUAUGUUUUACACUUCAAAACACAUUUGACUAAUAAGUUUCUAAUUCUGUACACAGUUUCAUAAGAAAAAAGGCAUACAUAACGUGCUAGUCAUGGAAUAAUAUUUAUGACCAAUAAAUAGAAAUAUGAACAAAUAAACUUCAAAUCAUGUUCUGUUUACUAUUUACCAGAUUUACGUCAUGAAAUAAUAAAUUUUUCUGACAGAGAAAUGCAUGUAAUAUUCAAACAA
Molecule: messenger RNA, 2341 nt
Organism: Strongylocentrotus purpuratus (purple sea urchin)
Lineage: Eukaryota; Metazoa; Echinodermata; Echinoidea; Camarodonta; Strongylocentrotidae
Product: galactoside 3(4)-L-fucosyltransferase
Exons: 2
Coding region: 364-1425 (353 amino acids)
Cellular component (GO): membrane
Molecular function (GO): alpha-(1->3)-fucosyltransferase activity
Source: RefSeq, a predicted model, not a curated record